This is a messenger RNA of Ananas comosus (pineapple), 1612 nucleotides long. RefSeq names its product ubiquitin-conjugating enzyme E2 22-like. The record is from RefSeq and is a predicted model, not a curated record. NCBI's taxonomy places the organism in Eukaryota, Viridiplantae, Streptophyta, Magnoliopsida, Poales, Bromeliaceae. The transcript has 7 exons. The coding region runs from base 276 to 1043 and encodes 255 amino acids. Gene Ontology annotation, cellular component: nucleus. Gene Ontology annotation, molecular function: ubiquitin conjugating enzyme activity. Gene Ontology annotation, biological process: ubiquitin-dependent protein catabolic process; protein polyubiquitination.
UCAUCGCGUGCCACGUCAUCUUUCUCUCUCCCUUCUCCCUCUCUCUCCUCCCCUCCAAUCUCCACUUCAAUCAUUGCUCUCUCUCUCUCUCUCUCUCUCUCUCUACACGAUCGAAGGAGCUCGAACUCGAGAUCUCAGGGUUACACAUAUUUGUGUGGAGAUUCACAAUUAUAUUUACUCUUGAACAAUCAUUAAAAUAAAGAGAUCAAGCUUUUCUGGGCUUCUUUUUUAAUACCAAGAGGAGGCACGAUAAGCGAGUGAUCAUUCUCGUUGCCAUGGCGACCAAUGAGAAUCUUCCGCCUAAUGUUAUCAAACAACUCGCUAAGGAACUUAAGAAUCUCGACGAGACACCUCCAGAAGGGAUAAAAGUGGUCGUUAAUGGUGACGACUUCUCUACCAUUUAUGCCGAUAUUGAGGGUCCUGCUGGGACUCCCUAUGAGAAUGGCAUAUUCCGCAUGAAGCUGUUGUUGUCUCGUGAUUUUCCCCAGUCUCCUCCAAAAGGUUACUUUAUGACAAAAAUAUUCCACCCAAACAUUGCGGUUAAUGGUGAGAUCUGCGUCAACACAUUGAAAAAGGACUGGAAUCCAAGUCUUGGCUUGCAACAUGUUUUGCUUGUGAUCAGAUGCCUACUGAUCGAACCUUUCCCAGAAUCUGCGCUCAAUGAGCAGGCCGGUAAGAUGUUGCUCGAAAACUAUGAGGAGUAUGCAAGGCAUGCUAGGUUGUAUACUGGAAUACAUGCUCUCAAACCUCGCAUAAAGCCAAAGACUGGAGCAAUUUCCGAGUCCACCACAGUGCUUAAUGUGGACCAAACGAACACGGUUCUUAGCGGCAAAUUGCCUCAGGUUGCUACCCCACUUACUUCCCCAGCGGCCUCCAAAGGAUCAGUUUUGAACUCUCAGGACGAAAACGCCAUUAUUGUUCCUUCUUCCGAGGCUGCUAGUGGGGCAUCAGCGGUGCAAAAGAAAGAAGGGGUAGCUGCUGCGAAAAUUCAGAUGGAUAAGAAGAAGAUGGACGCGAGGAAGAAGAGCUUGAAGAGAUUAUAGGAAAGAUUUGGGGUUUAAAAUUUUAGGCUAGAUUAGAGCUUUAUAGGCGCCAAAUUUAUUCGGUGGACUAUUGGGGAUGGUUAUGAUAUGCUGUAUCAUCAUUUGGAUUAGUGUGUAGAGAGGAUGAGUGAGGGGUGGAUGAGUGAGGGGUGGGGGGGGAGAUGUGUCUGAAUUGGAUCUCUCUCUUUCUGUCUUCUUUUAUGCAUUGAAAAUUCUUGGAAAGAAGGCUGCUUCUCAUUCCAAUCUGUACUACUAGAAUUAUCAUACGAGCAACGCAUGUGCGACUGCAUUGGGAAUAGAUUGAGGGUAAUGUGAUCUUAUUGAUGAGAAAAGUAGUCAUUUCAAAUGUGCAUCUUAAUUUGCCAGCAGAGAGGAAGGAAAGAGUGGUCACAAUUGGUAGGAGGAUGGUUCAGAUUCUGUAAUUUGUUAUUGUCAAGUGCCUGUUCAUCUUUCUGUGUGUGAUCCUGUUGUGGGACACUUGUUUGGACUUCAAAGAUGCUUGAGGUAAUCACCUUUCUCCCCCUCAUAAAAACUAUAUGAGGAAAAUAAGAAGACAAUUUGAGUUUUAA